Molecule: messenger RNA, 528 nt
Organism: Linum tenue
Lineage: Eukaryota; Viridiplantae; Streptophyta; Magnoliopsida; Malpighiales; Linaceae
Source: the annotation of a GenBank genome assembly
AUGAAAGCCUCAACCUCCAUUUCUUACGCUCUUCUCCUCUCCAUUUCCCUUUCCUUCCUCCACUCCGCAACCGCCGCCCUGACGCCGUUACUAGUCCAAACCUGCAAGCGAACCAGCGACUACGCCCUCUGCAUCGAGUCCCUCUCCGGCGACCCACGAACCGCCGACGCGCGCUACGUCAGCACCCUGGCCGACAUCGAGCUCUACAACGUGUACGACAAGACCCAAGCCACGCUGGACAUCGUCGGCCCGCUCCUCCAGAAAGCAACGGACCCGAACCUGGUCCAUUCCUACGGGGUCUGCGUCGGCGCGUUUCAGGAGAUCGCCGGCGACCGGUGGUCCGGUGCGAUUAAGGCGCUGGAGUCGGGGGAUUACGCCGGAGCGGAGGGUCAGCUUGGUGGGAUUAAGUCAAACGUGGAGUGGUGUUUGGGGGAGUUUGGAGGGGAGCCGCAGCCGUUUAGUGAGGCGGCUCGGCUUGUGGGCCGGCUGGCUGACGUGGAUAUUGGGAUCAUUAAGCUGUUGCAUUGA